AGUUGUGGGAGGGGAGGAGGAAGCGGCGGAGGGGCGUGGGGGCCGGUCCCAGAAGAUGGCGGAGGCGGGGGAUUUCUGGUAGGUCCUAUUUUAGGACGAGAUGCAAUAUUGUUGAAACGCCAAUCUGCUUUCGUUCAGGCAGUUGGCUUUUCAGCUGAGAAGCCAUUUCUUCUUCCUCUUUUUAAAAUUUUUUUGCUGACUUACUGAACUUAUGAAACCAUGGCGGAAGGAAAGACACAGUCACCUGGGCCCAAAAAGUGUGGUCCCUAUAUCUCAUCUGUCACUAGCCGAACUGUGAACUUGAUGAUUCGAGGAGUAGUGCUGUUUUUUAUUGGAGUAUUUCUUGCAUUAGUGUUAAAUUUACUUCAGAUUCAGAGAAAUGUGACGCUCUUUCCACCUGAUGUGAUUGCAAGCAUCUUUUCUUCAGCAUGGUGGGUACCGCCAUGCUGUGGCACAGCUUCAGCCGUGAUUGGGUUAUUAUACCCCUGCAUUGACAGGCAUCUAGGAGAACCACAUAAAUUUAAAAGAGAGUGGUCCAGUGUAAUGCGGUGUGUAGCCGUCUUUGUUGGUAUAAAUCAUGCCAGCGCUAAAGUGGAUUUUGAUAACAACAUACAGUUGUCUCUCACACUGGCUGCACUAUCCAUUGGACUGUGGUGGACUUUUGAUAGAUCUAGAAGUGGCUUUGGCCUUGGAAUAGGAAUUGCUUUCUUGGCAACUUUGGUCACUCAACUGCUAGUCUAUAAUGGUGUUUAUCAAUAUACAUCUCCAGAUUUUCUCUAUGUUCGCUCUUGGUUACCAUGUAUAUUUUUUGCUGGAGGCAUAACAAUGGGAAACAUUGGUCGACAACUGGCAAUGUAUGAAUGUAAAGUUAUCGCAGAAAAAUCUCAUCAAGAAUGAAGAAGGCAAAAACAUAUCUUUUGUACAGAAAAACAAGACGAAAAGGGCAUGUAAAUGAUAGCUAUACCAACAAUACUUCGGACUAUAAAAUUGCCAGGAUGCAGUUUUUCCCUUAAUUGGUGUGUGUAUACAUAUAUACACAUAUACACACAUACAUAUGUUACUGCAAUCUGUGAUUGCUUCAUCUGUAAAUCAAGUACAAACCUUUAUGUAUUUGACUUAAAUAACUGUAAAAUAUAUAUGCACUACAUUAAAAAACAUGUUGAUUAAUAGAUGAAAUUUUUAAUUUUUUAGACAUACCAUAUAUUGUAUCACAAUGUUGAUGUGCCAAAAUAUUCAGUUAUCGUCAUGCAGAGUAUAAGAAUGCUUUGAACAAUUUAUAGACUUACUGAAAUAAAAUAUGAGGAAAGCCAAAAAAAAAAAAGCAAAUGGAAAGUGGUAUAUUCUCUUUUGCUUACUGUUGUGCCUUUUUAUUUUUCUAAUAUAUAGCAGUAUGAGUUAUGGGUGCCCUAAUGUGUGGUUAGUUUCUAUUUUAAUGUUGUCUCAGAGAGCUUUGGGUGUUUUAAUAUAUGAUGAAAAAGAACUUCCAGGGAACAUUUUCAUACCUGCAUUACUGAAGAGAGUCCAAAGAGUAAGUUUUGUUUUAACAGAUUUUACUAGAGGUGAAAGUGAUCAGCAGGAGAGUUUAUCAGCAUCAAAUUGUUUUGAGUCUAAAUCUGGAAGAAUACAUAUAAUUAAAAGUAAAGACCAUUGAAAAAUUUAACUAGAGUAAAUAUGUUUUACAAAUACAAAAUGACCUUCUGGAGUGCCACAAAGUGUUAAGUGAUAUUAACUGUCAGUUGCAGUACAGUAUUCCACUGCUUUUGCACAUGGAACACAUAAGAAUUCCUGAACAGGUAAAAUGAAGUUUCUAGUUGUCUUGGGUUCUAUAAUCUGUUGGGUUCUUUAAAGAGAACCAUUUGAGCUGGGCUGCUUCAUAUGAUUGAUUGUCAGUGGAUUGCAUCCAAGGAGUGGAUGGGCACAUAAUUUAUGUAUCCAUGUGCCCAUCAAUAAACAGUUCAAGAAUGUGUUGUUUUAGAAUGUAUUGGGAUGGCAUAUUGCACAUGGUAAAGAUCCUGGUAACAGUUUUGUGCAUAUUUUUCCAACAACUAGAGCCUUUUGAGUACAAUUUAAACAUAGUCUUAGUUAACCUUUUCCCCCAGUUUUUAUUUUUGAAAUUGAUGACAGUUGUCUGAUACACGAGGGUGAAAUCUGCUUACUUUGGAGGGGUAUGUAUGUGUGUGUGUGUAGGACUGAGUGAGGGAGAGAGAGUGUGUGUGUGUGUGUGUGCGUGCAUGUGCUCAUGCUCUCUUAAUAUGUCAACUAGAUAUUUUUCCAGUUUUGAUUUUAAAACCAUUUCUGUCAGACUGAGAUCUUGUAUGCCAAACUUUAAUCUGCUCUUAUGUUUUAAGGCUGAAAGUGUGAAAAUCCUAAGAGGAUUUCCUAUUGAAUAUACGUACACAAUCUUAACUAUAGUGGUGGUAAACAUACUACUGUAAUUUAUUAUUCUAUCUUCCAGAUAAUGUUAUUCAUUUAGAACAAAUAAGAUAUUUUUAGAAUCAACUUUGUAAGCACUAUAAUUCUUUAAUAAGUUAUAAGGUCUAUGAUGUGUUUACUUUGAAAUUUGCUGUUUAAAGCAAGAUGUAUUAAAUAUAUAAUUAUCAUCUUGGUUAAGA
Molecule: messenger RNA, 2612 nt
Organism: Lipotes vexillifer (Yangtze River dolphin)
Lineage: Eukaryota; Metazoa; Chordata; Mammalia; Artiodactyla; Lipotidae
Gene: INSIG2
Product: insulin induced gene 2
Exons: 6
Coding region: 220-897 (225 amino acids)
Biological process (GO): cholesterol biosynthetic process; SREBP-SCAP complex retention in endoplasmic reticulum; SREBP signaling pathway
Cellular component (GO): SREBP-SCAP-Insig complex; endoplasmic reticulum
Source: RefSeq, a predicted model, not a curated record